CGGUUCAUCUUGUAUAGAAGAAACGGAUGAACAACCAGACCAAAUGAAUUUCUACCCAAGUGCAUAAUCUCCUGUUAACAAAAGUGAACUCUCAACCCUUGGCGACCUGCUCAAUGUCAAAUGUAGUACAACAAGUUGGUUUUACUAACUUGUAACUACCCAAUGAACAAAGGUUGAGUUUAGAAAUCGUUUUAUCGAUUUGCCUGAACUCACUUUGGUUCAACCCACUUAAGAAAGUACUUACACAGAUCAAGUUAAGUCGACUAAUAACCACCUAAUUAUCGCUCUAGUCAUGCUUCGAUUGUAUCACGUGUGCUUUUCCAGCAUGUGUGAUCAAGUCGAGCCAUGAUUAGUGCGCGAUAAAAUGGAUUGGUUGCAAAGGCAGCAUUUACAGAUCCCUCCGCUGGUGAUUUUUCAAGUCUUUAUCAUUUUUAUGGACUUGGAUUUUCUGGCUAACACGAAUUAACUGUGAUGUUAUUCGACAUUCACACCCGUCUCGUGUGCUAUAAACUUAUCGUGACCACUUGUUGGUAAACCUCCUUCUGUGUGUUACCCAAGAGGUUGCAUCUGGUUCUGUUUGGGUAAAAUCGCGUAUUUGCCGCUCGCUCAACAGACUCAGAUAGUACAGUGUCAUUAGAAAAAGCAAACUGCACACAUGGAACCUUAUGUGUUCUUCUGGCAGACAGCGUCUCUAUUGGUGGAUAUCUCUGAAUUAGUUUAAGGCGAUACAUGUUAUGUCCACUAGAGAAACAACAUUAUGAGACACUCGCCUUUGUUUGGAACUGCCUUUGUUGUCACUGAUAUGGACAGAGUUACAUGCUUCUCUACUCUUAGAAGUCUUUCGUUCCGAAUCUCGGGACGAGAUUCUUUUAAGGGAGGAGGGUUGUAACACCCUAGGUGUUUAUAUUCCGCUCGACAACGAGUAUGGAUUUAAGCAUGUAAUAUCAGUGGGUAAAACGGAUGCUAAAAUUUUAAUCAUCUUCGCCUAUCGCGAUUUUAAUAUCGCAUCUGUUCCGUCUGUCGCGAGUUCGACAUCAUUUUUAUCUAUUCGGGCUCGUCCUAAAUUUUCGUAAUAUUCGGAACAUCGUCAUUCCGGAAAUCGGUGCGUCCGAUGAUUAUUUAAAAUUUAUCGCUCGCGCGAAUACGAAUUCGGAAGCCCGACCCACUCGGAUGAUUUUAUCCCGAACAAAUUAAUUUGGACUCGACGACUAAAAUGUUCGGGGCAAAAUAAUCUGAAUCGCGUAUUGUCCGAGAAAAAUCGUGCGCGAGGAUAUGAUCCAAUUUAUCCUUCAGCACGCUGUUUUGACGACGAAAUCGCGUAUACAUUAGUGGAUCUGGUUUCGGCUAAUUUCGGUCGGAUCAUGCAGAGCAGAUUAAAAUACCGAAGCCGAACUCGUUUUAAUCUGGUCCGUUUACACCGUGCCCAGACUAGUCACGAAAAUUAUCCAAACGAGGUUUAGCCAGAACCAUCUAAAUUGUUGUUUAUCUGAUUUUUCCGUUUCUUGAUUCGAAAAAUGAAGUGUGUACCUGGUUGCCGUAUAGCGCGUCGACUCUUUGUUCAUCGCUAAAAAUCAUGAUCUAAAACAUCUGCAAUUUUAUUCAUAAAAUAAACAGAAAAUGGGGAAAAAUCUGAGAAAAAUUCCAGCUGCUUUCUCUCCGAUUUUUUUCACCGCCCAUGACAUGCUUUACUACACUCCCGUGCAUCUCUUGUUCCUGCUUACCACGAGAUGAAAAUACCCCUGCUGCUUUCCAGCCUUUCGUAAGUACUAUAUGGAGAAAUGGUCAAAAGAACAAAUAAAAGGUGAAUGCGAUAGGAAAAGAGAGGUUCUCCUGAUAUUUUUCUUCUUCGGCUGCCUUAUCCUCUUCUUCUUCCAGCCAUCGUCUACAUCCGUCGCUGGAUUUUUUUUCCCCUGCGCCGCUCAUCUGCUGUUCUUAUCCCAUGCCGCCGUUCGCUGGCCGCGUGUACUCUGGGGUCGUCGUGCUGGCCGCCUCCCUCGUCUUCUCCUCAGGCCCUCCCGCGCUCUCCCUGCCUUCUGCACGCGCGCAGCUCGCCCCAGAUCCUCCCAGCCAUGACGCGCGCUUCCCUGUGCCCCGCGUUCCUUCUCUGCACUGCUUCCUCUGCUCCAUCUUCAAGCACGCCGCGCUCCAAAUCGCCUGCUGUUCCUCUUCCCCAGCCAUGGCCGCGCCUGGCUCGCCGGCGUUCAGGCCGCGGCUUCCUCCUCCAACUCCGGUCGGCCAAGAGCCUAGCUGCCCCCUUGCUUCUCUCCCUCCAUUUCCCAGCAGCGCCCUGUCCCUGUCGAAGCCCUUCUAUGGCGCGCGUGGAUUUCUCCUCCUCCAUCCCCAGCUAGCCUGCGAGCUCCUCCCUCCUCCCUGCAUCCAUGGAUCUCGGCGCCCAUCUCCAUGGCUCGCCCUGCGUCCAGCCGCCGCGCCCGGUUCCGAGUCCCUUUCCUGGCCGAGUUCCCUGCUCCAUCUCUGCCCUCUGCCGGCGCUCCAGCUCCUCCAUCCAUGGCCAUGCCUGCUGCUCGUCGGUGCUCGCCGCGGGAGACGGCGCUUGGUCGCCCAACCUUCCUGCUCCUCCCUGCUGUCGUGUCCCUGGCUCCUGCUCCACUCGUUGCGUGCGCCUGCGCGCUGCCCAGAUGGCCGUCUGUCCUUCCGUGUCACGCCUAGCUCCAGCUCGGUCUCUGCUCGAUGCCCAGCGUCGCGCAGCACGGCUCGGCCCGACGGCAUAGAGUGUCUCGUCAUCGCCGGACUUGUCUCGCCGACCAUCGUGGCGUUGUUAUUUCCUGCUACGCCGUGACAUCGUCGAGCUCCGGUGUUUAGUGUCGAGGUCGCUGCGUCGUUGUCGCUCUGACUUCCGUGUCCUCGCGCGGUAUGCGGCGGUAGUGUUCACAUCCGCGGCAUCAGCAUCCCCAUCGCCGUUGAACUCCCAGACAUGUUCCUCUCUGUUCGCUUGUCCUCAGUUCCGGUCUGAUCUCGCGCGCGUGAUUUUGAAACUCUGCGCGUUCGUCGUGUCGCGAUGUGUGCCGAUAUUCUCUACCGGCAGACCUCGCCAUCAACCAUGUUCAAGUAAUUGCUGGCCCCUCAGACCCGGCCAUUGUUUGCCGCGGAACCACUGUUGGAUUAAUUUUUAGCUUCCCUCGCGCGGCUCUUUGGAGAUAAUCUCCUCACCGGCUGUCGCUCCCAAUCUUCAGCUCAUCGACUCACCGUCGUGUUUCUUGUUUUCCCUCGUCGGUCGGCCUCGCCGUGGCUAAGUAUGUCCGCCGUGUUAUGUGCUUCGGUCUUUGGUCGCUGCCUCUUGCUCACCAUCCCCUAUUCGAUCUCGUCGUCAAGCUUCGCCUCAGCCUUAGCUCGUUGGUCACGCUCGUCAGAUGUGCGACCGAGGACUUCAGCUGAAGGCCGUCGUCAGGCAACUACCAAGUCGAGUUGUGAUGUGGUGCGAUAAUUAAUCACGUGAUGCGGAAGAUGACUCAAGUCGACCCCAAGCGCGGGCUACUCCGCAUGGAGAUGCUGAUGAAUGAACCUGCCUGAUCAAGUGUUAGGAAAAGGAUGAUCGUCAAGUGAUCGACGUCUAACAAACACUAACCUAGUGUUUCUUCCAGGCAAGCCCCGGUGCAUUUGCCCCUUCCUUGUGUUUUAAAUGCUUUUUCACCUUAUCUGAUGCAUUAGGUGAUAGGAGUUGUGUGAUAAACAAUUGAUGCAUUACCAUUCCUUGGAAACUCCUUAAUCCCAGUUUUAUAAAAAGAACUGAUAAUGCUUAGCCCUGCUUAGAAACUGAAAAAUCAUUUGUUUUCAAAAAGAAUGAUUGUGGAACAUUGGUUAUGGGCCUUUCGUUUCAAAAAUCAAAGCAGACUUAUGGUGAUGAUUCCACUUCGGCCGGAGUGGGUUCAUCAUUUGGAAAAGAGUACCCCUGCCGGGUACCAAAAAUGGGAAAAUGGUUUGAAUACAUCUAGACCAGACGCUGAGCAGAUGUGGUCGCCCGUCUGUGUCGAUUAAGGAUCGUUCGAUGUAGGCCUGUUGUGGUGGAGACCUUGCAACUAGCCACAUGCUCCGGUAAGCCUGAACCCGGCUAUUCCAUACGUGAAAAGACAACCGCGCACUGGGCGUGGGAGAUGGGGGGAGUAGCGUGUACCCUCCUGGCUAGAGGCUGGAUGGAGGAGUACUGUGCUCCCGGGUAGCGCGGACCGGUUCACGUUGUGGAGGAUCCGUGGGAACGGUUGACAUAUGCAAGGGUUAAGUGCUACAUAUGUCGUGUGGUUAGGGAUCCCCAGCUGGGUAUAAUCGUUUCGAAUCGUCGUUGCUCCUCGGUCAUGGAGACUCUACCCUCCGACCACUCAUCGUAGUUGACAAGUGAAAUAUGAAUUGGCUAAAAGAAAGCUAGACCAGGACAAGUGGAUGCUCUAGAUUAGGCAUAUCUAGAUUCAGGAAAAAUACUAAACUUGUGAAGUAAAAUUUUAGCAUAAGGAUUUACUACUAGUAAGCUCUUCUGCAAAACAGAGUCUUUGAUUCUUGAUAAGCCACACCUUGAAUCCCUCUAGCCAGCAUACCCUUGAGAGUCUUUUCUUUAGUCGGGUAAGUCUUGCUGAGUAAUUCUAUACUCAGGGUUUUAUUCCCUGUUGUUUUUCAGGUUAUAGUUUUGUGCUGUUGUUGAUGGUGUUAAGUGCCGGUGGGCUUGGUCUUCUUAUAAGUCUAAGUAAUUCUUCUAUACUUCUUAUUGAGGAUGGUCACAUGAGCUAGCAUAUAUUUCAAACUUACAAAUAAUUUAUAACAUCUCAAAGUUAUUCCUUUGAACCACUUUUGUAAUCACUCCGAUAAAUACAAUGUAAACUUGUUGUAACUUGUAAAAUUUGGUAAUAAGAUUUUCCGCUGCAAAAUGUUGGUGUGUGAUUUGUGUUUACUUAGUCUUGCGAUCCUGGUUGUAAGUGGUUUAUCCGGGGUCCUUGGGACACUCGGACGGAUCCUGUUAAGUUAUCUGGUGCACAUGCAUAGCUGUCUGAGGUCUUUGAGACAAGGACAGGUGCAUGUGGGCCCAAUAACUUGGGAGGUUCUGCCACAGCUGGUAUCGGAGCAGGAUUAAGUAUAUACGGUCACAUACGUAUUUUCAAAACAAAAGUUUUGGUUUCGAAAAACCUAUUUUCAACUAAACACAUUGUUUGGCUUUGAAAAACAGUUUUGAAAAACUAUAAUGCUAGCGACAUCCUCUAUUAAGCCCUAAAUUAAGGACUAUUAUGUGGCUUAGUUUAAAAACCACUAACCCACAACCGGGUGGGUAUUGCAUAUAUGUGUAUUGUUAUUUUUGAGGCCAUUCAGUUCUGAAUGGAUCAACGCUCAGGUAAGGUGAGAUGUGAGAGCAUGACCGAACAACCGUCGGUCUAGGGAAGUGCUUAAUUGUGGCGCUUGAUUAUAUACAUGUUCCACAUAUGUAUAUAUGAAGGCUGCGA
This is a messenger RNA of Zea mays, 5438 nucleotides long. RefSeq lists its product as uncharacterized. Bases 1940 to 2797 code for a protein of 285 amino acids. The record is from RefSeq and is a predicted model, not a curated record. Lineage: Eukaryota; Viridiplantae; Streptophyta; Magnoliopsida; Poales; Poaceae. The transcript is spliced from 2 exons.